Rosa chinensis is the source of this 1443-nucleotide messenger RNA. RefSeq names its product N-acylphosphatidylethanolamine synthase. Lineage: Eukaryota; Viridiplantae; Streptophyta; Magnoliopsida; Rosales; Rosaceae. The coding region runs from base 129 to 977 and encodes 282 amino acids. The record is from RefSeq and is a predicted model, not a curated record. The transcript has 4 exons. Gene Ontology annotation, biological process: phospholipid metabolic process.
UCAAGUCUCUAUCUGUUCCAGCGGCAGAGCUUUCCAUUCCUCCAUUGAAACCCAGAACCAAAACUCGGCGCAAAAUUCUACAUGAAAAAUCAAAUUGGUGAAACUUCCUUUCUAGGGUUUAGUCUCGCAUGGCGCGAAGAGUAAUGGAAUGGGCGGGUCGGGCUGAUUACAUGGGCGGCAUUCCAAGAAAGAUAGUGAUCGGAGCCGUCGGAAGCUUCGCGAAGGCCUGGGUCACCAUUCUCAACUCCACCACCGUUCACAAUGCCGAUACGCUUCUUAACCUAGUCCGCUCUCGCCCUAUUGGCCUCCCUCUCAUCACUGUAAGCAACCACAUGUCCACUCUAGACGACCCGUUUCUGUGGGGUUUCAAGGGUUUUCCGAUUUGUGAUGCCAAUUUGUCGCGGUGGGUUUUGGCCGCAGAGGACAUCUGCUUCAAAAGCUCGCCGCUUUCGUACUUUUUCCGGCUUGGCAAGUGUAUACCGAUUACGAGAGGCGCUGGGAUUUAUCAGGAGCAUAUGAACGAAGCUCUUGAAAGAUUGAGUGAAGGAGCCUGGUUGCACACGUUUCCUGAAGGAAAAGUGUACCAGGAAGAUGCACCUAUAAGAAGAUUGAAAUGGGGGACUGCUAGUCUCAUUGCUCGUGCUCCAGUGACCCCAUUAGUUUUGCCAAUUGUACAUAGUGGGUUUGAUAAGGUGAUGCCUGACAAAUCUUCUCGUGGUAAAAGGCCUCCCUUUCCAUUGCUUAAUAAGGAAAUUAAGAUAAUUGUUGGGGAGCCAAUGGAAUUUGACAUACCUAAAAUGAGGCAGGUGGCUACCACUCUGUCUCCUAAAAUGUCACAUCCUUCUUUAGGAUGGCCAAGAAUUUGUCCAGGUGGUUUGGAUGAGGCAGCACAGAGAUGUCUGUACAUUGCAAUUUCAGAGAAAAUCCAAAAUGCCUUGGAGAGAUUACGAAUUUUUGGUAAAAGUUUUACAAACUGAGAAGAUCAAAAUCCUUGCUAGUUUAUGUUUUGUUACAGAGUAUGUCAAACAGAAAGAGUAGUGCGUUUUGAGUAUUUUGACCAUCUUAACCAAGAUAUACUGGUAAACAAGGAAUUCCAUCUCUUUUCUAGAGGCUUCAAUCCCUAACCAAGUUCAGUUUUAAGGAACAGAAAAUUCUUCCAGCUCCAUUCAAUGGCAUUACACAGAUACAGUCGAACUGAGAUUUGUAGUUGAUUUAUUUGACUGGUUUUGUGAAUUCAUUUAGAGGUGUGUUAGCAAUAUUUCCCAUUUUGUAGUUGAAUACGUUCACAUUCUUCUUCCAUUGAGAGAAUUGUUACUGUAUCAUGUGAAUUUUUAUGGAUAAAUUGAUGUUUUUGUUUCAGUCUUCCACCAGGAUGUUGACAUUUUAACCGCAUGUGUUAUCAAUUUUAAACUUUUACAUUUUGUAUUUUGAAGUUAUGUCCGA